Molecule: messenger RNA, 7705 nt
Organism: Zeugodacus cucurbitae (melon fly)
Lineage: Eukaryota; Metazoa; Arthropoda; Insecta; Diptera; Tephritidae
Product: rhoGEF domain-containing protein gxcI
Exons: 3
Coding region: 5817-7610 (597 amino acids)
Biological process (GO): regulation of transcription by RNA polymerase II
Cellular component (GO): transcription regulator complex; nucleus
Molecular function (GO): DNA binding
Source: RefSeq, a predicted model, not a curated record
GCGGUGAAGGGAGUGCAGAAUACUAUGCUUAUAGAGCAAGAGAGAGACGAGGUGCAACGCGGUGACUGAAAGCGCUAUGUACAAAUGUAUAUACAUCUGUAAGUUCGCGCGUCGCGCAGAGUUUGAAAUAAGAAGAGGCUGCAUGGAUGGCUGGCUGCGUGGAUGAGGGCAGGAGAUUUGAAAAUGUAGUACGGCGUACAGCGUACAGCGCACGGCGGACAACGACAAGAACAACACACGAUGGAUCGAUGGAUGGAUGGAAGGUUGAAAGUAGGUACAUAUACAUACUUAUAUAUGGCGUGCUGGCGUUGGUUUGGCGAACAAAUGAUGGCAAAUGGCGAUGUCGCUGAUGACGUUGGCGUAGGCGUUGACGUUUGUGCUGACUGCAGCUACCACAACGCAGCAAAUGCAAAAACAAAAAUCCCAACAAAAUAACACACGAAACAAAUGAGUCGAACGAACGAACAGCGUUGCUGUACGGCCACGGCACCUACAAAGAGGGCGCUAGGAGCGGCAUGAAUGCGCACAGCGACGAGUAUAUACCUGUGUUUGUAUGUAAGUAUGUCUGUCUGUUUGUAUGUUGGCGCGCUCGGACGAUGACGAGUUUUUGUGCUUAGAGCGCGCACCAUGUUGGCGGCGGCAUUAAGUUGGAACGGGCUGUGAAGUAGACAACAACAACAACAGCAGUGGACAACAGCACACACGAGCUAUGUAAGUGUAUUAACGAUGCGUUGGAAUAUGGCAGGCGAAAAGCGAAAAAAACAACAACAAAUAAAAGAAAUAAAAAGAAAAAAUACAGAGCGAAAAGGAAAAAAACCAACAGCAGUUACGGCUGCUAAAAAUAACACGCACAUUACGCCAAGCAACGCAACAGAGCAGAUAUGAAGGAAGAGGUGGGGGCACUGGUGCACGCGCCGCAUCGUCCAGGCAGUGAGUGGAAAAUUUUGUUAACGCAGCCAAUAGAGAUGGCCUUGAAGUUCACUGAGCGGAACUCGAAGGCAGUUAUGCGCGACACGAGCGCAUAGUGGAAAGGAUAUUAUUGCAGUCGUCUAGCGCUCAAUAUUGUUUAUGUAAUUUAAAUUGAAUACGAAAUUACAGUACGCUUGCGCAGGCGGCGCGUGAGUCCUUUCGAUUAAGAAUAAGAGAAACGCAGAUAAUUUGCGAUCAACAGAAGAUCGACAAUUGAAGCGCUCUGCGAGAAAUGCCACGAAAAACUACCGCUUAGCAAAUAUCAGCCUACAAUCUGGCGCCCACUCCUUCCCCUUCACCCUUUCCAGAGCGGUAACUAAGCGCACUUUUAACACCAAUUGGAUUUCGAUUUCUGCAACAAUAGUUCGGUCAAAUAAACGCUGACUGGUACGCUAUACCGACAUGCGGUCGUCGUGUUAACCAUAGCGCGCCAUUGGAACCGCACAUGCAGCGGACAACAGCAAUGUUGCUUGUCAUUCGCUGAUGUGGACGACGACGACGAUGAUGAGCUGCGGUUCGUUAUAUGCGCGCCAGCAAGUGAAGGAGACAAUAACAAAGCAACAGCAACAAACAACCACAGUAGCAACAAUAGCAACAGCAAAGGCGACAGACAUCGUGAAAAACUCCAUUGCUUAGCUGAGUGUGUGUCGCGAAUCGGCGCACUGCCUGACGUGCUUGACCAAACAUAUCACUGCACAUACCGUCGGUCGGUGGCAACAACACACAGCGCGCAGUAGUAGCAGUAGCAACGGCAGCCAGUCACAGUUAAAGCCAUUGCCAUUGCCGUCGUCGCAGCAGCAGUAAAAGCAGCUUAGCCUCCUUGUCGGUCCCUGACCGCCUGAAUGCCUGCUUGCCGCUUUGCUCGACGGCCGACUCGGCGACUUUUGUGCAAGACGAUGACUACCGCAACAACAACGACGACCGCGAUGACGAUGUCGACGAAUCCAUUGUAAGUUGAGCCAACAGUCGUUCGUUUGGACGGUCGAUUGGAGGGUCACUUAGUUGGUUGUUUGGCCGGCUGGCUGGUCGCACGGUCGGUUUGUCGGCUAGCUGGCUGGCUGACUCGCAGGCAGUAGCAAGCGAAAGGCGCGCGAAUACGGCAAACCGUAAAACUAAAUGCGCGCAUGUAUGUAUGUUAGCACUCAUACCCAUCAUGGCAAAUGCACAAACGCGCUUCGACUCGGCACUGCCCGGCCGCUAGUGCUGCAUGGAGGGAUGUGUGCUGUGCGCGCUGUUCAGCACUAUUGCGGCGUGGCGAUGUCGGUGGUGGUGUGUGUGACGGUGUAAUGGCUUGGUGUGGCGUGACUUGAUGCGACGCGAAGUGGGGUGACGAUGAGCCGCGCAGAACACAAAAGAGUAGAAAAGUGUAGCGCUAGCACUCUGUGUGUAUGUUGGGGGACGUUUGACGACGACCACGACUGCUGCGACAAUAGCAACAACAACAACAUGCAAGCAAGUAAGCAAAACAACAAACACGACGACCGCUACGAAGCGAAGUUUACGCGACUCGAGCGAAUAAAUGCGAACCAUACACAACUAUAUCUACUCAUAUGUAUGUACAUAUGUAUCUUUGUAUAUGCGCGCUCAUUGUGCGCCAUACACGUCAGCCUUUGGCGGCCAACAGCGGGCGGCACGUGGGGGAAACUCUACAUGCUGACUUUUCAGGCGGCCACAUUCAGUCAGCCAGCCAGCAUACCCCUUGCCUUACCACGCCGCAUCGCUCCACCUCCGUCGCUUAGUUGCGGCUCUGCGAUGUUUUGCCUUUAGCUGGCGCAUAACCAACAGCCACGCAUUAAAGGGAGCGCAGCAUAUUGGCGACGACGAGGAAAAACGUUAGGGGCGCCACAAAGCGCGCACAUCAGCUUUGGUUCGGACGGUCGGUCGGUUGGAUUUGUUGUUAGCUGUGUGUUUAGUGCCUGCCGUAUUGGAUGGGGUCGUCGCCGUCGUCAUCGUCAUUCGUCGCUUGCUAUGCUUUCAGCCGUAGCGGUCGAUCGAAUAAAUGGUUAACGGCGCGUUGUCGCCGUCACUGCAGCGCACGUUGUUGAUGAGCGCACGAGUGUGUAUGCUGGGUUCGUCGAUUGGUUGGGAGUGCGGACGGUCGGUUGGUUGUUGACUGGGUGUGCGAACUGUGUGCGCUUUGUCAUGUAUGUAUAUAUAUUAUGUGUAUUUUGUGGAGGCGGACGCACACAAUAUAUAACGACGCAGUAAAGUUGUCGUGCGCGGAAUUGUUGUUGCACUGCUCGCAACUGUACACCGUCGUACUUUUGUAUGUACACCACAUUAUAGCAGCAAUUACUUUUGCUUGACGUAGGCGCUUGCAUACAUAUACCGCCUGAUUCUUUUAAGAAUUGUGCUUUGGCAACUAGACUUGCUAGCGCUGCCAUUCUAGCGUCUGUAAGUGAGUUUUAGACGGCUUACUACUGAUCACUCAUAGCAAUGCAGUGUGUAAAUGAUACCGUAGCGCCUACAACAUCGCCUUCUUGCAGCAGCAAUAGCUUUCAAUAUCGCCUUCUAGAAGCAACACCAAUCAAACAAUUUUAACUUCUAGCAGCAACAAUGUCAUACGCUGCUCCAGUAACACCAUUAGAGCGAACGUAUCCCCAUCGCUGUCCUAGCCUCACCUGUGCCAUUUGCGAAGGCCGCGUUGCUGCAGCUCGUACGCUCAGUUCAUCAUCAUUAUCAUCAUCAACAUCAUUAUCAUCAACCGCUUAUACGACAGCCUCGGCAAAUUCAUUUCUAUUAGCCGCCGCCGCUGACUGCCACUGACUGACUGUUGACUGCUACAGCCUGUUCUUGUUAUUAUUGUUUUUUAGUUUUUUUUCUCGCCACUACUAUUCCACAAUCGGUAUUUGCCUCCAUUGCUGAACCGCCUUCCACUUUCAGCGUCGCCAUACUAGCGCGCGCUUUUGUUGCUUACUCUGCCGCUAUCAAUGGUACUGUUGUUGCUGCUGCUGCUGCUGCUCCUACAGCCGUUGAUGAUGAUGGUGCUAGUGGUACGUACGUUGUUGUGUUGAUGGCAUUGGCAUGGCGCGGUAGUGUGGUUGUUGCUGGCGGCCGCCUUUUUGUCGUCGUCGUCGUCGUCAUCGGCACUGCCAAGCAUCGUUGUUUGCGCUGUUCUUGCUGGCGUUAUUAUUGUUGUUGCUGCUGCUGUUGUUGUUGUUGUUUUGGCUGCAUGCCUUCUACUGUGUGCGCUGUUGCUGUUUCCGUCGUCGCCGCCGCUGCUUGCUGGUGCGGCUGUUUUAGCUUGCUUCAUUUUUGGUAUUUGCUUUUGUUGUUGUUGUGUGUGUGUGUGUUUUGUUCACAGCGCUGUUUUGCCUGUGUCUCAGCUCUGCUCGUGUCUGUCGAACCGUUGCGCGGUGGUUGUACGUGCGCUCAGCUCAUUCAAGUGUCCAACUUUUGUCGGAGCGGUCGCAUCGGUACGGAUAAAUUCACACAACGUUCAGAGUCCGCUGGCAGUCAGCAAGUGCGGUACACAUAUACAUAUAUAUAUAUAUGUAUGUAUAUAUAUAAACGACAGCGCCUACUAAGCUAUUGUGUGUGUAUACGGUGAAUAUAUACAUUUGUAUAGUGUUGUUGUUAUUUGUGUAUCAUAGAAAUAUAUACGCGCGUAUAUAUUUAUGACAGUGUUAUAAAAAACAGUGUUUCGCCUAUACAUACAUAUGUACAUAUAUGUAUAGUAUAUAUGCAUAUCCCCACAGAUCGUUUGGCGUUAAUAUGCAACUGCAUCUAGACACUAAAUAUAUAUAUGAACGCACAUAUAUAUACACACACUGACAACUGAACGAACGCUAUUGAAAGCGCAACUCAACGCGUUACACUACUGCUGCCGUUGUUGUUGUUGUUGUUAGUGCUUUUGUUAUUGCGCGGCUCUACAGCUGCCUCGUCACAGCGUUUUUGCCUUUACUCAUACACUAUAUAUACAUACAUACGUACAUACGUGAGUUUAUAUGUACGCUUCGCUUGCUUAUAAUCAGCGCUGUGUAGUAGUCGCCCCGCCGCUACCGCUGCCUUUGACGUUGCCGUGGCCAUUGCCAUUGUCCGUCAACUAGUAGUCGCAGCAUUGCCACUGUGUACGCUGUGUCUUGCCACCGUCGGGCAAUCGAUACUCGCUAGCUGUGGUCUGCGUGCCGUGCAAGACCAUCAUCAAAAUCCAACUGUGAGCGGCGAGUGCGCGUUUAUGUGUACAUAAAUACAUAAUAUGUAUAUAUAUAUAGUCACAAACAUAUCUAUUUAUGUGUGUAUGUGUGCUUGUGCGUUGCGUACGCUCGCUAAUAACGUCUAAUUGCAAAUAAUACGCCAAGCAAGUUGUGAAGAAGGUGCGCGGCCAGCAGCAAGUGUACAGACAUAUGCGUAUUACUCGUGUAUACAUAUUUACUACAACACAUUAUCGCUGCGUACGCGUAUCACAACAAUUAACAAUUGAUAAACAACAACAAAAACCAUUAAAGAAGUGAAAAUAAAAAUAUUUUGUCAUUAACCGGUCAAAUCAAAUGCAAACAAAUGAAUUUUAAACCGAUAAAUUUUUCGAUAAACAAAACAAAUGUGUAGUAGUGUUGUUGCUGUUCGGCUGAUGAAAACAAACACAAUGCAAAGUUGCAGCUAAAACAUAAACAUUGAAGUUGCCAAUAGAUAAAUAUGUGAAAUUAAAUAAAAAAUUAAUGAAAAAAAGAAAAAAAAUAAUUAAAGAAUUAAAAAUAUUAAUAAAAAAAACAAUUUUGACUAAAAAACACAAUAUUAAUUAAAAACAAAUAAAAAAUUAUUUAAAAACAAUAAUAAUAACAAAACAACAAAAAUAAAAACAUUAAAAUUAAUUGCGACACAAACACGCACACUUGGAAGCACACAAAAUGAAGACUCCACGCGGCGCUAGCGAGUCAUCCACAACAUCCGACAACACAACCGAAUUCAUUGAUAUCGUUAAGAAGUAUGAUGUUGUUUAUAAUACACACAAUCCUGAUUAUAAAAAUGUCGAAGUGAAAAUGAAGGUUUGGUCGCAGAUUGCCGAGGAGAUUGGCCUGUCAGUUGAUGCAUCGAAACGAAAAUGGAAAAAUCUACGCGACAGUUAUACCAAAUAUUUGCGUUCAUUUCGGAUCGGCACGAAAACAUCAAAGAAAUAUCAGUAUUGGGCACAUGCCGAUCAUAUGGAUUUUCUGAAACCCUAUCAGGGACCCGGCAGCCUUACGGCCAAUGGUCAUUCUUCCAGACAUUCGAACGGCAACUCGAACAGUAGCAACAGUCACAAAACCAAUGAAGAUACCGAGGAUACAGAGUGCGAUUUUGGCUUUCAAGUAUUGACUAAAGCGACAGCUAACAACUCUUCAUCGGAUGAUGAUAUGAAAUUUAAUGCCACAGCAACAAUGCCGACAAGCACAACGGUACAGACACCAGCAGCAGCAGCAGCAGCAGCAGCACCACCACCACCGCCGCCGCCACCGCCAACAUCACAAACAACAGUAGCCACCAUACCACCGGCGGUGUGUAGCACGAUAACAAAUACAACGGUCACAGCUGUGCCAUCGACACACAAUCCACUCCCCGCACAUUUUCCACUCACAGCUAUGGUUUCAGUAGCGGCAGCCUCUGCUGCUUUUUCACCCAACAAUUCGGCUGCAAUUAAUUGCAUUGCACCGAGCAAUAACAAUGCUGCAGCGACAGCCGCCUCCGUUGCAGCGCUUACCAACAAUUGUGGUGGUACACCAGCGGUGACCGCCACAGCCGGUGCACUUGUGUUGCCGGUGCCAUCAUUGCCGACAGUGCAGUUGCCACCGGUACAACCGUUGAACAAACCACUUUUGGGUCCCAUCUCGACUAUGGGUCCAACAAAUAUGCCACCAGCACAGAUAUUCCCCUUGCCACCACUGGCAAAUGUUCCAAAACCAACGGCGUUGAUGCCGGCUAGUAGCGCUGCCAGUAGCGUAGGUUGCCUGAUUAUUGAACCGCAAUUAUUCGCCUCGGCCGACACAUUCAAGAAGGAGCUGAGCGCUCCCACUAUUGGUCUAUUCCAUAACAUAACGUCACCCGCAACGACUACCGCUGCGACGGCACGCAUUAACCCACCGCUGAUAUCGAAGAUACGUCGUGUGCAGCCCUCACCACAAACGGCUGCUAUUAAUCUCAGCUUCAGCGCCACACAACAACAACAAACGACGAAUAAUAACAUCAACAACAGUAAUACGCUUAAUAAUAGCAACAAUAAUAAUUGUGGUCAACCGCCACCGGCUAAAGUACGCAAAACAAGUGAUCGCGCAGAGGUCGAUAUAUCGGCAAUAUUGCAGGCGAAUCGCGACCUGGAUGCCAAUACGUUAUUUUUCCUUAGUCUGGCGCGUAUGGUACGCGCAAUGCCAACCAAAUUCCAAUCGCUUGCGAAAAUGCGUUGCAUGCGUAUUGUCAGCGACAUAGAAUUGGAAUUGGAGAAUGUAAAUGAAUGUGGUGGCAUGCCAUCACAUGAUGAUUCACAUGCUGGCAAAUUUUGUAGCAUAGAUUCAUCGCCCUCACCGCCGGACGGCGCAACCAUUAUACCAAGUAAUCCCGUGACAGACACCGGGCCAACAGAGCACUUUGUUUAUGUGAUGUCGCCAUCGCGUGUGGAGAGCAUGAUUGAUAUUUCAUCCGACGAGGAUGGCACCAUGAAUGGCAAUUAAUUGGGUACAAAUUUAAAUAACUCAAUAAUAAAGUAGUGAAAUGUAAAUAUUUUAUCAAAGAUACUCAGAAUAAAUUUUAAGAUAAUUUUAAAGAA